AUGCUUCCCUCUUCCAAAUCCUCAUUAAAAGUUAAAGCUGUUGGUAUGCAUGGAAAUCAUCCCAAGAGUCCUACUAAUACUACUGCUGCUAUUUUUGAUUUCAGGAUUGUUUCUUUCAACCAAUUUGCUUGGGCCUUCCUCAUCGUACUCUUCCAUAUUGGAUUCAUCGUCCUAGUCUUGACUACUACCGCCUCUCGUGCUCCCACUCUUUUGACAACGGCAGCCCAAUUGUACUCAGCCACCCAUCCCCAAGUGCAGCAGCAGCAGCAGCAUGAAGUACCAGGGAAGCAGGUUAUUCAACAGCUGCAUGCUCCUCCUUCUGUUCAUCAUCCGGAUGAUGUUGUUGACCAUGUACAAUGUAGAUACGGAAAGGUUUACGUAUACGACGACCUUCCUCCAAUUUUCAACAAGAAACUGUUGGAGGGUUGCCGUAUAGACCACCGAGAACCCCAAUGCGUGGCGCUGUCCAACAGUGGGUUUGGGGCAGAAGCCGCGGCCGACCUCGCCAGAAUUGUCCCGCCGGAGCUUAGUCGAGCUUGGUACUGGACCCACAUGUUCGCGGGUGAUGUUAUUUUUCACAACCGGAUUCUAAACUACAAGUGCAGAACCAUGGAGCCGAAAUCUGCUGCAGCUUUCUACGUGCCGUUUUAUGCUGGACUAGCGGCGUCCAACAUUUUAUUCAGUGGCUACACUGCCAAAGAGCGAGAUGCACCCUUCUACACUUUCCUCGAGUGGAUCAAGGACCAAUAUUACUGGAAGAGAUCCAACGGUUCGGAUCAUUUCCUUGCCCUGAGUCGAACUUCGUGGGACUUUAAACGGGCGCGUGAUGAUGAACCCUGGGGAACAAGCUUCCUUCUCAUGCCCUUGAUGAGAAAAAUGUUCAGCUUAACACUGGAAAGAAGCCGGCAGGAUCCAACGGAAGUUAGCGUACCCUAUCCUACCGGAUUUCAUCCCAACACCUUCUGGGAAAUUGAGCAAUGGCAGGAAUUUGUGCGAAGUAGAAAGAGGUCGAGUCUCUUCACGUUUGUCGGGGGAAAGCGUGGAUUUACAAAGAACGACUUCAGGGCUUUGUUGAUGGAUCACUGUAACAACGAGAGUGAUUCUUGCAAAGCUGUGGACUGUGCCAGGACAGCUUGCUUGGAUGGCUCUACUAUGGUUCUUGAAGCAUUCCUGGACUCAGACUUCUGUUUGCAGCCCAGGGAAACUGUUGUUGGUCAGUACGAGUUGUUCAUGUCUGGUGAAUUGGAGUCUUUCUCGGUUUUUAUACACCGGAAUAAAGUAAGGAAUGGGACUUCGAUAAGGAAAAUAUUGGAGGGAUACACUGGAGAAGAUAUCAAGAGGAUGAGGGAAAAGGUAAUUGACAUGAUUCCAAGGAUUUCGUAUGGUUUUCCUGGCGGAGAACUUGGCAAUCACAGAGAUGCCUUCGAUGCAGCUGUGGAGGAAGUGCUAAGAAGAAUAGUUUCAAACUAG
Messenger RNA from Coffea arabica (coffee), 1470 nucleotides. Lineage: Eukaryota; Viridiplantae; Streptophyta; Magnoliopsida; Gentianales; Rubiaceae. The record is from RefSeq and is a predicted model, not a curated record.